This is a messenger RNA of Saccostrea echinata, 666 nucleotides long. Its product is annotated as acetylcholine receptor subunit alpha-type acr-16-like. The record is from RefSeq and is a predicted model, not a curated record. The transcript is spliced from 2 exons. Gene Ontology annotation, biological process: chemical synaptic transmission; monoatomic ion transmembrane transport; regulation of membrane potential. Lineage: Eukaryota; Metazoa; Mollusca; Bivalvia; Ostreida; Ostreidae. The coding region runs from base 1 to 666 and encodes 221 amino acids. Gene Ontology annotation, cellular component: neuron projection; synapse; membrane. Gene Ontology annotation, molecular function: extracellular ligand-gated monoatomic ion channel activity; transmembrane signaling receptor activity; neurotransmitter receptor activity.
AUGGAAUUUGUAUCAGGACAAUCAGGAACGGAUAUGAGAAAUCUAUAUACCUAUCUCUUUACGACGAGUGGGUACAACAAGAAUAUACGUCCGACUGUGAACCAGAGUGUACCAACAAAGGUGUCAGUAGAACUCCUGUUGACCGGUCUUCUCGGGAUAGAUGAAGCUAAGCAGCAAAUGGGAUCUGUCGGUACUCUAACUAUACGGUGGCGGGACGAUUUCCUCUCGUGGUCCCCGUCAUCUUAUGGGGAAGCAAUGUAUGUUGAUCUUCCACAAGAUCUUAUUUGGACGCCGGAUUUACAAGUGUUUAAUGGCCUGACUGACUUUACUAACUUGGGUGGAAGUUUCAUGACUUUGCGGGUGUUUAGUACAGGAGAUGUAGUUUGGAUGCCAUAUAAAGUAUUUGACACCAAAUGUAGAAUCGACAUUACAUAUUUUCCCUUUGAUCGACAGAAGUGCCAAAUAAUUCUGGUAGCCUGGAAUAGUGAUGCUUCGUCAGUGAAUCUUACAAAAGGGACAAACGGCAUGCAGAUCGAUGAAGAUAUAAAUGAUGGACAAUGGACCUUGUCCAAUCCCAAAGCUGAUGUCAGAAUGGAUGAUAACCAGUCUCUGAUAACGUUUGAAUUAAUUUUCACUGAUCUUAACAAUAUGUUGGAACUCCAAUGA